AUGAGACAAUUUAAUAAUUGGCAUUCAAUUCCUGUAGAUCCACAGGAUUUCAAUUUGUUUUCGACUUUAAAUAGUGGUCAAGCUUUCCGCUGGAUUUUUAAUUCAACUCUGAAUGAAUGGCAUGGAGUAAUAAAUGGUCACUUAUGGAGAUUACGUCAAAUGGAGGAUUCUAACCCAGUUGAAUAUUAUUUUGAGAAAAAUUCGGAUAUAAAAUUAAACGACGUUCCUUUUGAUUUACGUGAUUACUUUAGAUUGGAUAUGAAUUUAUCUAAUCUUGUGAAGGAAUGGUCUUUAAAGGAUGAAUGGUUUGAGAAUCGUUUCUCUAAAAAUUGUCAAAUGGAUACAGCUCGUGGUUUACGCUUAUUAAGACAAGAUCCAGAAGAAACAUUAUUCUCUUUCAUUACAUCAGCUAAUAAUAAUUUAACAAGAAUAACUAAAUUACUCUGUAAAUUGUGUAGUGAAUAUGGUAAUCCAUUGUACUUGGGAAAUGGUGAUCUAAGGCAUUGGACAUUUCCAUCACUUGAAAUACUUGCACAACCUGGAAUGCAGGAUAAUUUAAAAAAGAUUGGUUUUGGUUAUCGUUCCAAGUUUAUCACGCUUGCUGCUAACUGGCUUUUGAAAAAUGGAGGUCGAUCUCGUCUACUUGAACUUCGUUCCAUGUCCCAUUCUGAAGCUCAGGCAUUUCUGCUUCAAAUACCUGGGAUCGGGAAGAAGGUUGCAGAUUGUAUAUGUCUUAUGUCGUUAGAUAAAUUAAAUGUUGUCCCUAUCGAUGUUCAUAUGCAUCGUGUUGCACGUGAGAAAGGAAUUCCUGAAGCAUCCUGUAAAAAUAUAACUACAAAAUCAUAUGAUAUUAUCUCAAAGUCUCUUAGUGAUUUUUGGGGAAAUUAUUCUGGAUGGGCACAAACGAUUCUUUUCUAUACUCGUAUGAUGGAAUCUAAACCUAAUAAGAAACUAAAGCAACGAAUCAGUCGUGUUGAUAUCAACAUUUAG
Molecule: messenger RNA, 990 nt
Organism: Schistosoma margrebowiei
Lineage: Eukaryota; Metazoa; Platyhelminthes; Trematoda; Strigeidida; Schistosomatidae
Source: the annotation of a GenBank genome assembly